Mytilus trossulus (common blue mussel) is the source of this 3075-nucleotide messenger RNA. Its product is annotated as serine/threonine-protein phosphatase 6 regulatory ankyrin repeat subunit B-like. Lineage: Eukaryota; Metazoa; Mollusca; Bivalvia; Mytilida; Mytilidae. The transcript has 3 exons. The record is from RefSeq and is a predicted model, not a curated record. Bases 1 to 3075 code for a protein of 1024 amino acids. Gene Ontology annotation, molecular function: protein binding.
AUGUGCAUAUCAACAGAUAAUAUGCAGUAUAAAUCAUGGAGGAAGUCUGGUGUUAUUAUGAGAACAGCAAUCGUGAUAGGUUUUGUGGUCAUUGGAGGAAUUAUAGGAAUUAUAGUCAGCAUUCUAGUGAUGGAAUAUGAAUGUAAAUCAGAACGAGUCCGAAAUGCACUUUUAAUGGAGGACUGUUGGGAAAAUAACUUUGAUUGUAACAGAUUGGCCCUACCUGAUUCAGAUGACUUUAAAUCUGUAUUUAUGGAGGCUUGUAGCAACGGGCAUUUGCCAACCGUGGUUUUGUUAAUUGACAACGGUGCAAAUGUUAAUCUCCCAAACGGUUUAGGGUUUACGCCGAUUUACUGGGCAUGUAUUAAUGGGAACAUUGAUAUUGUUAAUUUGCUAAUUAAAAAUAGCUGUGAUAUAAAUUAUCCUACCAAUAAUGGAAGGACACCGCUAAUGGCUGCUUGCGAAAAAGGGCAUUUGUCAAUAGUUCACUUUCUUAUUGACAAUGAUGUUAGAAUCAACCUAACAGAUAAUGAAGGAAAUAGCCCAUUCCAUUUGUCCUGUUUCGGUGGAAACAUUGACAUUGUAAAAUUGCUGAUAGAUAAUGGAUGUGAUAUAAAUAUACCAAAUAAUACGGGGAGGACUCCUCUUAUGACUGCUUGUGAAAAAGGGCAUUUAUUAACAGUUAUACAUCUUUUUGAAAAAAAAGUUGACAUUAACAUAAUCGAUUAUGAAGGGCAAACUGUAUUUUAUUCGGCAUGUACCAGUGGUAACGAGGACAUACUGAAUUUCCUGAUGAAUAAAGGCUGUGAUGUACAUCGUCCUAAUGAUAACAGAAAGACACCUCUUAUGACUGCUUGUGAAAAAGGUAAUCUGUCAACUGUUAAUUUCCUUCUUAAGAAAGGUGCUAACAUUAACAUUACCGAUAAUUUAGGACAAACUUCAUUCUAUUGGUCAUGUGUAGGUGGUAAUUAUGCCAUAGUCAUGUUGCUGAUAGAAAAAGACUGCAAAAUACUAAAUCUAAACAUUCAUGGGAAAACUCCUCUGAUGGCUGCUUGUGAAAACAGACAUCUGGCAAUUGUGAAACUUCUUAUUGAGAAAGGUGUUGACAUUAACAUUACUGAUUAUGUAGGACAAAACUCUUUCUAUUGGUCUUGUGUCGCUGGUAAUAUAGCUAUAGUUAAUUUGCUGAUAGGACAAAACUGCCAAAUACAUAAGCCGAAUAAUUAUGGGAAGACGCCUCUAAUGGCUGCUUGUGAAAAGGGGCAUCUAGCAACUGUAAAACUUCUUGUCGAGACAGACGUAGACCUACAUUUUGCCGAUAAUGCAGGACACACGCCAUUUCAUUUAUCGUGCAACGGAGGUAACAUUGACAUCGCUAAAUUAUUGAUAGAUACAGGCUGUGAUAUACAUAAACCGGAUUAUAAUGGGAAAACACCUCUAAUGAUUGCAUGCCAAAAUGGUAAUUUUUCUAUAACUGAACUUCUAAUCAAGAACGGUGUGGACAUAAACUUAACCGAUAAUGAAGGACAAACGCCAUUCUAUUGGUCUUGUCAAGGUGGUAACAUUGAUAUAAUUGACUUAUUUAUUGAUAGAAAGUCCUAUUCAGAACAACCAAACAAUUAUAAGUGUACACCUCUAAUGACUGCUUGUCACCAAGGUAAUCUGUCAACAGUAAAAAGUCUUAUAGAAAGAGGAGCUAUCCUUGAUAAUACAGAUGAUAAUGGACAAACGCCAUUCUUUUGGUCUUGUUUCGGUGGUAACGUUAAUAUCAUAAGUAUUUUUGCAAAUGAAGGACUUAAUUUUCAUCAACAAAACAAACAAGGGAAAACUCCCUUGAUGGCAGCUUGCCAUAACGGACAUUAUUCAGCAGUUAAAUAUCUGAUCAAUAAAGGUGUUAACAUUGAAAGUGUGGACGUUAACGGUCAAACGUCCUUUUAUUGGUCUUGUGACGGUGGUAAUAUUAAUAUCGUAAAAUUGUUGACAAAUAAAGGUUUUAAUAUACAUAAACCAAACAAUAUCGGGAUAACGCCUUUGAUGGCCGCUUGCUAUAACGGACAUUACUCAGUCCUUAAAUAUCUAUUCAAUAUAGGAGUUGACAUCAACAAUUUCGAUUUGUUCGAUCAAACGCCAUUUUUUUGGUCUUGUGUCGGCGGUAACAUUAGAAUCGUAAUAUUUUUAGCCGAUCAGGUAUGCAAUAAACAUAAACCAAGCAAAAAAGGAAUGACUCCAAUUAUGGCAGCUUGCAAAAAUGGACAUUACUCAACAGUAAAAUAUCUUCUUGAUAAAGAUUUUGACAUCAACAACGCUGACUCUUUAGGACAAACCCCAUUUCAUUGGUCUUGUUGUAGUGGUAAUAUUGAAAUAGUUAAAAUGUUACAAGUUAAUGGAUGUACUAUGCAUUCUGAAAGUAAUUACAGAAAUACACCUAUUAUGACGGCUUGCUAUAACGGACGUUAUUUAACGGUGAAAUACCUGAUUGAAAAAGGUGCUGACAUCAAUUAUUUCAAUAUUGAUCACCAUACAUCAUUUCAUAUGUCCUGUCUAGGUGGUAACAUUGAAAUAGUUGAUUUAUUGCUGGAUAAAGGGUGUAACAUACAUACAAUGGACAAAGACGGACGUACACCUCUGAUGUUAGCGUGCCUGAAAGGACACCUUUCUAUUGUUAAACGUCUUAUAGAGAAAGGUGUUGAUAUAAGUAUUAAGGAUCAAAUCAGAAGAACGGCAUUCCAUUGGUCCAUUACCAGCGGUAACAUUGCAACAAUCAAAAUGUUAGCAGAUACAGGAUGCGAUAUCAAUGUACCUGACGUAGAUGGGAUUACACCGCUUAUGAUUGCGUGUAGCAUUGGAAGUCUGUCUGCAGUUAAAUUUCUCAUAGAGAAAGGCUCUAAAGUUUCAAUUACCGAUAAUAAAGGUUGCACGCCAUUUCAUUAUUUAAUAGGUACCGAACGAAACAUUUCUUUAGCACAAUUGCUGAUAGAAGUAGGUUGCGAUAUACAUAUUGAAAAUACACCGAAGGAGUUACCUGCCUUUUUCUUAUGGGCAAGAUAUGAAGGACAUCUAAAUAGUCUUAUUUAG